Messenger RNA from Danio aesculapii, 607 nucleotides. RefSeq names its product HESX homeobox 1 (gene hesx1). Gene Ontology annotation, biological process: forebrain development; regulation of transcription by RNA polymerase II; pituitary gland development. The record is from RefSeq and is a predicted model, not a curated record. Bases 1 to 486 code for a protein of 161 amino acids. Lineage: Eukaryota; Metazoa; Chordata; Actinopteri; Cypriniformes; Danionidae. Gene Ontology annotation, molecular function: RNA polymerase II cis-regulatory region sequence-specific DNA binding; DNA-binding transcription repressor activity, RNA polymerase II-specific. The transcript is spliced from 4 exons. Gene Ontology annotation, cellular component: nucleus.
AUGGCUUCUCUUACAAACAGCCCGUCUGUGUUUACCAUCGACAGCAUCCUGGGACUGGACCGACCGGAGCAGAGAACAUGUCCUUACAGGCCCUGGACAGACGUGAAGCCAGCCUGUCAGAAUCGUCGAGUAGUGACAGAAAAUGAUGCUCCAGUGGAUGUGAGAGUAAAUGAAGAUGGUAAAUCUUUCAGUAAAUCACCAACUGACUCGUACAGGAGAACACUGAACUGGUACAUCGGGCGCAGGCCGAGAACAGCCUUUUCCAGUGUUCAGAUCAAGAUAUUAGAGAGUGUUUUUCAGGUGAACUCAUACCCAGGCAUUGAUAUACGUGAAGAACUUGCGAAGAAGCUUCAUUUAGAUGAGGACAGAAUUCAGAUUUGGUUCCAGAACAGAAGAGCGAAGCUGAAGCGUUCGCACAGAGAGUCUCAGUUCCUCAUGGUGAAAAACGUCCUCAGCGAUUUACAAACCGGCAGAGAAAAACACUGAGAGUAGAUCUACAUUUCUUUAUUAUCAUCAUCAUCAUUAUUCCUCUGUUACGAAAUUGUAAUUUAUUUAAUGUCUUCAUUAGUUAUGUAAUUAAUAAUUAUGUCUUAAGUAAAUGCUAAAA